This is a messenger RNA of Letharia lupina, 2802 nucleotides long. RefSeq lists its product as uncharacterized. Lineage: Eukaryota; Fungi; Ascomycota; Lecanoromycetes; Lecanorales; Parmeliaceae. Gene Ontology annotation, cellular component: membrane. Bases 1 to 2802 code for a protein of 933 amino acids. The record is from RefSeq and is a predicted model, not a curated record. The transcript is spliced from 3 exons. Gene Ontology annotation, biological process: transmembrane transport. Gene Ontology annotation, molecular function: ABC-type transporter activity; ATP binding; ATP hydrolysis activity.
AUGGCUCAAGAGAUCAUGGUCUAUACCCAUUAUGCCUCUCCUAUCAUUCUCCUUGUCUUCUUCCUCGUCGCUUUCACCGCUCACAGCAUCUUAACCGCUUCCAAGGAGGAUGUCGUCCAACCGGAAACGGGCCAGACUGGACCGGGGGGCAAGCCGUUACCACGGAACAGCUCACCGACUGCUAAAGCCGCGCGGGAGAAGAAGGCACUGGACUUCAGUCCAUCUCGAAAGCUACUUUUCACCUGGCUCUCCGCUGGUGUCGUGCUCACCUUCCUCGGGAAUGCCGUAACCGUGAUUGUGCAUGCACUGUUGGACAGGAAAGAUAAUUGGUGGUGCGGCCAAGCCGUUGUGAUCUAUGUAGUUGCCUCAUUCUUUGCAUACUCUCUUCUCUUGAUAUCGAUUGUCGACACAAAGCCGGCUCCAACGGGUGCUCAUCUCUCUACAUGGAUCGUGGCAUCCAUCCUAGAAAUCAUACUCCUCGGCGCUUCUUUGGCACUGUAUACUUCCGACCACCGUGAGCCCAAAGCAGGUAGUGGUAGGGACGGCCAAUUCAGGACAGGGGUGACCACAUAUGAAGCUGUUGAGGUCCUCAUCGAUCUUUUGCGAAUACUAUUCCUGGGUGCCCUGAUAUUCUUUUACGUUCUCUUUGUCACCCUUCGAUGGGCAAAGUUGAGAGAGAAGCGUCAUGCAGCAAACGGAAAUCUGCCCGAGACAACCGGUCUUCUCAAUGGUCAUCAGGCAGAAUAUGGCACAGUCAAUGGUCAAACUUACGGUAGCAUUCAUCCAGACCACGCCAAAGAAGAAGAGCCGGGCUGGGUGAGGCCAACGAAAGUACCGACGAAGAGUUGGUGGGAAUACAUUCGUGGAUACUCUCUUUUCUUCCCUUACCUCUGGCCUGCGAAGUCGCGCCGACUGCAAGGCAUUGUUAUCGUCUGCUUCGUGAUUGUCAUGAUACAAAGAGCCGUCAAUCUAUUGGUUCCAAUACAGGCAGGUCGCGUUACCAAUACUCUCGCAGGCGAAAAUGGGGCUCCUUCUAGUGUUCCUUGGGGCCAGAUCUGUCUUUACAUCUUCUACAGGUUUCUCCAGGGAGGCAGUGGAGUACUUGGCGCCGCUCGAUCGGUGAUGUGGAUACCUAUUGAACAAUACUCCUACCGUGAGCUCUCGACUGCGUCAUUUGAGCACGUCCAUGGGCUUAGCUUGGACUUCCAUUUGGGCAAGAAGACUGGAGAAGUAAUAUCAGCUAUGAGUAAGGGCCAGUCGAUCAACACGUUCCUUGAACAAGUGACAUUCCAGCUGCUGCCGAUGCUGGUUGACCUCGCCGUCGCUUUCGGCUAUUUUCUCUACGCCGUCGAUGCCUAUUACGCUCUGGUAGUGGCGAUCGUAACAUGUGCAUACUUGUACAUCACCAUCCGUUUGGCACAAUGGCGUGCAGACCUUCGAAGGGAGUAUGUCAACCUUGAUCGCCAAGAGGAUGCUGUCAAGAAUGACUCGAUGGUCUCUUACGAAACCGUCAAGUACUUCAAUGCAGAGACCUACGAGUUCCAACGCUACCGUAACGCCGUCAACAAGACCCAGCAAGCGCAGUGGAAGGUUGCAACUACACUCAACAUCAUGAACAUCUCUCAGAAUGUUGUGUUCACCUUGGGCUUGAUGAUCGUUUGCUUCAUUGCUGCCUAUCAAGUCACCAGCGGCCAACAAAAUGUGGGCCUCUUCGUCUUAGUUCUAACCUACAUGGCCCAACUCCAAGCACCACUGAACUUUCUGGGCACAUUCUACCGCUCCAUCCAACAAUCGAUGAUCAAUGCUGAGCGUAUGCUUGAGCUCUUCAAAGAGCGUCCUACCGUCAUAGACGAGCCUACUGCAGAAGAAUUGCCGAGCUGCCAAGGGGAAAUCCGCUACAAUGAUGUCAACUUUGCGUACGAUCCUCGGAAGCCUGCAUUGAAAGGGCUGAGCUUCCGAUGCGCUCCAGGCACUACUACAGCACUAGUGGGAGAGUCAGGAGGGGGCAAAUCAACAGUGUUCCGUUUGCUCUACCGCUUCUACAACCUUGGUGGAGGAAGCAUCCAAGUCGAUGGGCAUGAUGUCAAAGAUAUUACGAUCGAUUCUUUGCGACGUCACAUUGGUGUUGUACCACAGGAUACUGUGCUCUUCAACGAAAGCCUCAUGUACAACCUCAAGUAUGCGAACGUCAAUGCUACAGAUGAAGAGGUCUUCGAGGCCUGUCGUGCGGCGAGCAUUCAUGAAAAGAUCUUGAACUUUCCUGAUGGCUACGAUUCCCGUGUCGGAGAACGCGGACUCAAGCUGUCUGGGGGCGAGAAACAACGCGUUGCCAUCGCCAGGACCAUACUCAAGAAUCCACGUAUUAUUCUCCUUGACGAAGCAACCGCUGCUCUCGACACCGAGACCGAACAGAACAUUCAGACUGCGUUAGACAAGCUUUCUCAAGGCCGUACUACACUCGUAAUUGCUCAUCGCCUCUCAACCAUUACCACCGCAGAUCAAAUCAUGGUCCUCCACGCGGGCAAGGUCGCUGAGAGUGGUACACACUCUGACCUCCUGAAGGUUAAUGGGCGAUACGCGAGUAUGUGGCGCAAGCAAAUUCGUGCGCAGAGAGUCGCCGAGGAAGCCCAAGACCUUGCCGAUAGAGCAGAGAAACUCCGCAAGGAAGCCAGAGGCGAUGAGAGCGCUAGCCAAUCCGAGGAUGAGAGAAGUGGAGGGAAUACACGUGGACGGACAGCACAGGGAAGUUCGAAGCCGGGCUCUCGCUAUGAGGACGAUGGUAUGCCUCAUGGUCAUCCUUGA